This is a messenger RNA of Artibeus jamaicensis (Jamaican fruit-eating bat), 1852 nucleotides long. RefSeq names its product pyrroline-5-carboxylate reductase 3 (gene PYCR3). Gene Ontology annotation, biological process: L-proline biosynthetic process. Lineage: Eukaryota; Metazoa; Chordata; Mammalia; Chiroptera; Phyllostomidae. The coding region runs from base 49 to 882 and encodes 277 amino acids. The record is from RefSeq and is a predicted model, not a curated record. Gene Ontology annotation, molecular function: pyrroline-5-carboxylate reductase activity. The transcript has 6 exons.
GCGAAUAGAGGGUCGGGGCGAGAAGCGACUGGGGCGCCUCGAGGCGAAAUGGCGGCGGCGGCGGUUGGGGAGCCGAGCUCUCGGCGCGUGGGCUUCGUGGGCGCCGGCCGCAUGGCGGAGGCCAUCGCUCAGGGCCUCAUUCGAGCAGGAAAAGUGGAAGCUCAUCACGUGCUGGCCAGUGCACCCACUGACAGGAACCUCUGUCACUUCCAGGCUCUGGGCUGCCAGACCACCCACUCCAACCAGGAGGUGCUUCAGAGCUGCCCGCUCGUCUUCUUUGCCACCAAGCCCCACAUCCUGCCAGCCGUCCUGGCAGAGGUGGCCCACGUGGUCACCUCUGAGCACAUUGUGGUGUCUGUGGCUGCUGGGGUCUCUCUGAGCACCCUGGAGGAGCUACUGCCCCCGGCCACACGGGUGCUGCGGCUCUCACCCAACCUGCCCUGCGUGGUCCAGGAGGGGGCCAUGGUGUUGGCCCGUGGGCGCCAUGCCAGGAACAGUGAGGUCGAGCUCGUACAGACUCUGCUGGAGGCCUGCGGGCAGUGCGAGGAGGUGCCUGAGGCCCAAGUGGACAUCCACACUGGCCUCAGCGGCAGUGGUGUGGCCUUCGUAUGCCUGUUCUCUGAGGCUCUUGCUGAAGGUGCCAUCAAGAUGGGCAUGCCCAGUGGCCUGGCUCACCGCAUCGCCACCCAGACCCUGCUGGGGACAGCCAAGAUGCUGCUGCAGCAGGGGCGGCACCCUGCACAGCUACGGACAGACGUGUGCACGCCCGGCGGCACCACCAUUUACGGCCUCCACGCCCUGGAGCAGGGCGGGCUGCGGGCAGCCACCAUGAGUGCUGUGGAGGCCGCCACCUGCCGGGCCAAGGAGCUCAGCAGGAAAUAAGGAGCAGGUGCCGGAUGAGGGCCACAGCCCCGGGUGCUGGAGCCGCCCUGCCCCUCCGUUCCCUUCCUCUGGCCCCUUCCCGAAGACUGUGGUUCUCUCUGACUCGCAGGACCCUCACUGGACGCACCCUGCUUCCCACAGGGGAAAUGUGGGGGGUGGAGCCGGAGGGGAUCCCUCAGCAGUGGGGACCCCGCGCCCUGCCAUCCAGGCACAAGGCCUCAUGCUGAUGGCCCACCUCGGGGUGCCACAGGCAGAGACGUCGGCAGAGCCUCUGGCACAGCAGCAGCUGUGUGGCCGCAUCUGGCUCAGGUUCGGGGACAGGAAUCUACGCGAGAGACUUGCUCCCCUCAGUAAAGCCAGCAGUGCCGGGCUGUCACGUCUGUCCUGUCCCUGGGUUGGCCUGCGGCUGGGUUGGGUUGGGGGCUGCCCCACAUUUGGGAGGAUGAGCCUUGGCUAGCAGGGGCCAAGCUCCAGCUUGGCUUUAGCUGGGUGUGUGUCCCUUCCCCAGACCCUUAGCUUCUGGCAAGUGGCAGGUGGAGCUGGCCCUGAUGACCCUUCUCAGUCAAGAGUCCUGCAGGGUCCCAAGGCAUGGCCUCUGACUGCAGGACCCUGCUCUUCAGGAUGUCCCUGACAGACCGGUAGGCCAGGAAUGGCCUGAAGCAAGGCUGGGGUAACCUUUGGGUGGGUGGGUGCCUGCAGCUUUGUCCCUGGCACUGCCCAUAAGGCCCCUGGGCCUCUUCGCUCCCACAGUCGCCGCUGCCACCAACUGCUGAGGCUUUGGGAAAGUAAUCUGACUGUAAGACAGUGGAGAGCCCCUGUGUGCUUGCGCCCUCCUGAUGGUCUACCCCCCACUUGGGUCCAAGGGGGCCCCCCCUGCAGGUCUCUGGCCCCCGCCCUCUUCCCACCUGCGUCCGACCCCACACCCAGCCCCUUUCCUGUGCGGUGGGAAUAAAGCCCAUGUCGUGUAGCA